Molecule: messenger RNA, 1107 nt
Organism: Rotaria sp. Silwood1
Lineage: Eukaryota; Metazoa; Rotifera; Eurotatoria; Philodinida; Philodinidae
Source: the annotation of a GenBank genome assembly
AUGAUAAAACAUCUUCGUUUCUAUCAAAUACCAUGGUCUCAUUACUGUGAUAAAGUUCGUUGGGCAUUAGAUUUGAAAGAACUUCCCUACGAUAUAAUCAAUUUUAAUCCAUAUGGAAAAACGAAAGGUUUAGAACGAGCACCUAAGACAAUACGUAAACUAAUGCCAAUUCUUGAAGAUCCCAAUAAUGAUGGUAAUCCAUUUCAAUGUGAUUCAACACCAAUUUUACUUUAUUUGCAUACACGAUAUCCUAAUUCAUCAAUAUCACUCUUUCCAUCUUCAUCAUCUGAUGAAAAACAACAAAUAAUUGAUACAUGUUUACGUUUUGAUUCUGAAUUAGGUCUUUAUACACGUCGUAUUGCAUAUGUUCAAAUACUCAAUGAAAAAUCAAGUGCAUUAUCAAUUUUACUCGGUGAAAAAUUUUCAUGGGCAUAUAAUCCAGAUGAUAUUCGUUCACGUUUGGUUAGUUCAUUUGUUGCUUGUUUUAUGAUUGCUCGAUUUCGACUUCAUCGUAUACGUGAAGAACAACUAAGAGAAAAAACAGAACAGAUUCUUUUAGAUGUUGCAGAACGUUUACAUACACAUGAUUAUCUUGUUGGUGAACAAUUUUCAGCAGCUGAUCUAACAUUUUGUUCACUUGUUAAACCACUACGACGAGUACCCUGUUUCUUUGAUGAUAAUCGUUUUCGAAUUAUUUUCGAUUAUCAUGAACGAAUUCGACGAAAAUACGAUCCAAAAUAUCCAAAUAUUGAUAAUUUUGUUGAAAAAAUAGUAGAUAAACAUCGUUUACAAAUACAAAAUAGUGAAAAAAGUUUAAUUACUCAUAUAAAGACAUUUAUUUAUCGAAUCAAUUUUGUACAACGAUUUUUUAUUGCAUUCAUGACUAUGAUGGUGAAAAAUAUUUACGGACCAGUAACUGACAAUGAAGAAGUACCUCAAUUCAAUAGAGUAUCAUCACAAGGUAAUCAAGAAAAAGAAGCAUUUAAUGAUCAACGACGGAUAAAUUUCAAAUCAAAAUGGUUAAUGAGUAAAUUCUUCUUUAGAUAUCAUUGUCAUCUAUUUUUUACUAUUCCAAAUCAAGCAGCCUAUUUAAAUACAAAAAAAUAG